AUGGCCGCCGGCGUCGUAGCUCUUAAGGUUCAGCAAGCCCACCACAGCCGCCACCAUGACAAUCUGGAACGAGACCGAGAUCGAGAUCGCCAGCGAGAUCGUGAGCGAAGAAGAAGAAGGGAAGACGACCAGCGCCGCCGAUCCUGCGCUGAAAGGCGCCGCCGAUCCGACUCCAAGCCGAAGGAUGGGAACGACGAGGAGACGGACCCCGAGGUCACCAGGACGGACAUCAUCACCGAGCUGGAGGUGGUGAAGAAGCUCCAGGAAGGCAGCCACAUGGAGCUCGAGCUGAAGGAGGUGGAGGAGUUCGCGAAGGCGCUCGGCACAGACCAGGACGGGAAGGUAAAACUGCAGGAUGUUCUGAACGUCCUCACGGCUAAGCUGGACCCGCCCGUGCCCGAGGAUCAGGCCGUGGCUUUUCUGACGCCGGCGAUACAGCGCUCUGUCGAGGAUGUGGAGACGGUGUCUAUCGAGAACUGCUCCGUCAUGCCGAUGGACCUGCACUGGGCCCUGACCCAUCUGACCGCGCGCAUGUUGAAGAAGUCCCGCUUCAUGGACGAUGAGGACAAGCCCGAUAUCAACGUAAAGCUUCUAGUGGACACCGUAGUGAAGAUCACCAACCGCCAUGAUGCGUUCAUGACGCUCCCGAUCACUGCCUUCUACAUGUGCCUCUUUGUCGUGCUGGUGAUGACACACUUGAGGAUCUGGCCGCGCCAGACCAGCGAGAAGGCGCUCGAGGAGUGGGUCAACGGGCGAGAUCCGCGCACAAACUGCGAGAACAACGUCGACAAUAUGGAGGCAUUUUGGGAGUGGUUCCUCGGAGACGAAGAUGGUAUCAAAGGGGUGAUCAAUUUCCCGCGGCCUUCUCAAGCGGUCCCAGACCCCACUUGGAAAUAUUACACGUUGGCCAACAAUCACGUCCUCAUUGGAGACAUGAAGAUCAUCAAGAGCAUGCGCAAUGGUGCUCAGGAGGAGAGGUGGUUGUUGCACUCGGGUUGUGGUCAGGAGGCGCUCCAGGCAGGGAGUGCUGACGAGGUCGCUGCCUGGAUGGCAGCACAGUGCUUGAUGACAGGCUGCUCGACCACAUCGUGCAUAGCACAGGGUAGCGCUGGUACCCUUGCCAAGUGGGACGAUCCAGACAUCGCCACGCUUGUGGUCACCUUCGUCACCUACAACGAGAGGGCGCAGAUGUUCGGCCUGACGUCGGUGAAUAUCAAAUUCUACGAGUGGGCUUCCGUUUACAGCAGGAUCAAUUCAGAGGUGGUCGCCGUGCAGGCAUACCCAUCGGCGUCGGUCAUCUUGGCCGAGGUACUCUUCGUGAUCGUGAUCCUGUGGAUGACAUGGGUAGAGGGCAAAGACAUGCUCCAUUCGCUCAUGCUCGGAUGCGGCGAGUUCAAGGACUACUGGCAGUUCUGGAACUGUGUGGACUGGGUCUGCAUCUUGCUUGGCAUGUUGCUGAUCAUCACCUGGCUUGUGUGCACGGCGGCGAUGCAUGGCGAUGGGAUGAGAUCGAUCCUGGAUGAUGACGGCAAGCUGAUGGUGGAUCUGAUGGCUCUCGAUGAGGCCUCUGUGGAACGUGUCAUGAGCGAGGUCGACGUCCUGCAAUCGAGGUUCAGGUGGUUGCAUUUGUUCAUGGCAGCGAAUACGGUCAGCAUUGUGGCGAAGUUCUUCAAAGCCUUCACCUCGAACCCCCGCUUGAAGGUGGUGACCGACACGUUCAAGCAUGCAAGUACCGAUUUCGCGCACUUCUUCAUCAUCUUCUUCACGAUCUUCCUUCCCUUCACGAUCAUCGGUCACGUGCUGUUCGGGAACGACCUCGAAGAGUUCAGCAGCAUCGGUAGCAGUUUCAACACUGGCAUGCAAGUCAUGCUCGGCGACUUCGCGUGGUAUGUCGGAGUCAUGGAAGAACGAUCGCUGUAUGGAGAAACAGCCUACUUGCCCUCGGGUGUCCCGGUCAUCAUGGUGUUCAUCUGGCUCGCGUCCUACAUGUUUCUAGUAUUCCUGGUGUUGCUCAACGUGCUGCUGGCCAUCAUCAUCAAGCAUCAGACACAUGUGGACUCCCAGCUUGGCAUGCAGGCCGAGGCCGAAUGCCCCACGAUUUGGAAGCAGGUGGCAGACUACAUCGAGUUUCGAAAAAAGUCCAAGGGCUUCAAAUACAGCUUGGAGCACGUGCGGCGAUUGUUGGAGAAUGACGACGAGCCCGCCCACGGAGAGGACGAAGACGCGGAGGUCACGGAGGAUUCUUUGAAGCAGGCUUUUCAGGACAUGUCCGAGGAGCAGGCAGCCUACCACAUUGAGAUCAUGAGGCUCGAGCUGGCGAGCAGGGAUGAGAGGGAGAAAAAGGAAUCCGGAGGGAAUGAUCCCGCUCUUUCGAAGACCGAGUUCGAGGAGUUCAAGGACAAGAUGAGCGCCAAGGUCGACGAGAUCUCGGAGGUCUGCAACCAGCCCCUCGACAAGAGCUUCGGCAGCAUCAGCCGAACGCUGAGCGAGGUCCUGCGCCUCUUCGAGAAGCUCCAGAGCCAGCAGAGCUCCCUCGGCAGGCGGGUGGACGAGCUCCAGCGCGGGACGCGGGGCAGCCCCAGGGACGACCGCACGGUGGCCGCGCCUGCGGAUCCCCUCGACGGCCAGGCCAGAGACGAGCGCGCUGCGGCGCCCAGGCCGGCCUCUGCGCGAGGCGGCGGCGACGGGGGCGCGCGGCGCGACCCCGCGGACGACCGCCGCGGCAAGCGGCGCAGGACGCCCCCCGACGCCGGCGCGCGGGGCGCGUAG
This is a messenger RNA of Prorocentrum cordatum, 2769 nucleotides long. NCBI's taxonomy places the organism in Eukaryota, Dinophyceae, Prorocentrales, Prorocentraceae. The record is from the annotation of a GenBank genome assembly.